Molecule: messenger RNA, 1002 nt
Organism: Diversispora eburnea
Lineage: Eukaryota; Fungi; Glomeromycota; Glomeromycetes; Diversisporales; Diversisporaceae
Source: the annotation of a GenBank genome assembly
AUGUCAACAAUGUCCGCCAAAAUGUCUCGUAGCUCUCGGCGACGUAAACAUGCUAUCUCUCAGCUAAAUCUAAUGGUUGUAGGUUUUCAGUCACUUGGUAAGACGUCUUUCAUCAGAAUGCUUUUCGACACACUUUGUGUCCGUAAAAACGCUAAAGAAGAAACAAAGCUUCCCGAAUGUUUAUUCCAAAGCGCCGAAACCGCGCAGGACGCUGAAACCGCGCGUACGAAAGAAUUGUAUUCUUUCACUUUGGAUGUCGAAGAGGAAGGAGAAAAAAUUUCUUUGACCUUAGUUGAUAGUCCCGGGUUUGUAAGAGAUAAUGAACUCAGGCUUGACGUUCAAGUUACGGAAGCAUUAAGAUAUAUUGAGGCUCAGUUUGAUCACACGUUGGCUGAGGAAACCAAAGUAAAGCGUAAUCCGAAAGCUCAAGAUAGCCAAAUUCAUGCAUGCCUUUAUUUUAUUGACAAUGCUAAUAACGGUUUAACUGAUAAGGACAUUCGUAUUUUAAAACGGUUAACCGCGCGCGUCAAUGUCAUCCCAGUUGUUGCAAAAGCUGAUUUGCUCACAACUUCACAACUUGCAAACCUUAAGCAGGCAAUUAAAAGGGACUUAAAAGAACAUAAUAUCCCUGUAUUUGAUUUUCCUAUUGAUGAAGAAGUAGCAGAGCAAGAAGUAGCGGAAGUAGUUACGAACGUACAAUCUUAUAUUCCGUUCUCUUUGGUUGCUCCAGAAGAUGCUACAAUCACAGACCCAUCGACGGGAGAAAAAAUCCGAGGACGUCAAUAUGCUUGGGGAAUUAUUGACUGUUUAAAUCCAAAACAUUGCGAUUUUGUUGUAUUGAGGAACGUACUUUUGUCGAGUCACCGCAAGUUAUUCAAGGAUAUUACCCUGGAGGUGUUUUACGAACAAUAUCGUACUGAGCGAUUGAUGGCCAGAAAGGCGAGUAAGAUGAUCACCAAGGAACAGAAGAAGAAACUGUUGGAGGAUUUGUCGGAAAUUUAA